This is a messenger RNA of Theobroma cacao (cacao), 1863 nucleotides long. The record is from RefSeq and is a predicted model, not a curated record. Lineage: Eukaryota; Viridiplantae; Streptophyta; Magnoliopsida; Malvales; Malvaceae.
AUGGAUGCUGCUGACUAUCCUGGAGCUUCAAAUGAAAGUGGAGAUCUUAGUAUCAUCCGUCCACUCAGUGCUUGUGGUUCUCAUCAACAACAUGUGUCAUACGGAGGUUACUUUCACGUCCUUGCUUCCUGUUACUCAUUUUGCAUGUGUGAACCUUGGCCUUCUGUAUUAACUAUUUUGAAUCUUGACCAUAUUAUUACUUCGAAAUGUUUGGAUGAGUGCUCAGAACAAUUGUGUGUGCGACUGUGUGCAUCAAAUUUUCUUUUGGCUUCAGGCUAUGGCAAUAGCACCGGUAGUUGGGAUGGAUAUCCUCACUUUGUGAAUGCUGAUGGAUUGCACUUAUCUCCUGUAAUCUGCAAUGAAAAUCAAUCUCUUUUGCUGCACGCUAGUUAUGGCUUCACUCCUGAAAUGUCAUAUGGACAAUAUUCCCCAGUUGGUACACCUCUGCCUUCUCUACUGGUAGAAGGCCCACUAUGUGCUUCACAACAAGUUCCAUUUCCUCCAAUUUAUCGUCCACUACCUGCCUCUCCAAAUGUUCCUGCAGCUGUCCCAGUUAUACCAACUGAGCUGAUGACACUGGAAAGUAGUAGGGAGAAUGUGCAUUAUGGAACAAGGUCAGGUUACUUAAUACAAUAUGGAUCAUAUGGUGUGGGGAACAUUUCUGGGAUUUUUGGUUCUAGCGCUGUAACUUCUCCUGCAGCUUAUUCUCAACCAGUGGGCAUUCUUGGUUCAUAUGAGCACAGACAGAGAUCUGGCUCUUCUGUUGGACACUACCCACACGAUGGCUCUUAUCAGAGCUCCAAGUUCAGCAGUGCAUCUGUUCCUUUUGGGGCUAAUGACCAGACAAGAUUUGUUCUUGACAAGGGCAAGAGACGAGAGAGAGACCAGGACUCAAUAUGUAUUUCUAAUGAGUCUCAGGGUACUGACCAUAAUCGUGGACCAAGGGCUUUAAAGCUGAAGGGCAAGAGCACCAGUGAACAGAGCUCUCGAUCUGAUAAUAGCAAAAUAGAUUCAGCCAUAUCUGCAAUUGAUCUUGAUUUGUACAACCGGCCAGACUUUCGUACUGAUUAUGAGAAUGCCAAGUUUUUUAUCAUCAAAUCUUUCAGUGAAGACAACGUUCACAAAAGUAUUAAAUACAAUGUAUGGGCCAGCACUCCACAUGGAAACAAAAAACUAGAUGCUGCCUAUUGUGAAGCCAAAGAGAAGAAGGAAACCUGUCCAGUCUUUCUAUUGUUUUCAGUCAAGGCCAGUGGACAGUUUUGUGGGGUAGCUCAAAUGGCUGGACCUGUAGAUUUUGAGAGCGAUGCAGAUUUUUGGCAACAAGAUAGGUGGAGUGGACAGUUCCCAGUUCAGUGGCAUGUCAUCAAAGACGUUCCAAACAAUGGAUUCCGUCAUAUUUUGCUGCAGAAUAAUGACAACAAGCCUGUUACCCACAGUCGAGAUUCACAGGAGGUGAAUUUAGAGCAAGGCAUUGAAAUGUUGAAAAUUUUCUAGGAUCAUGAUACUCGUACAUCUAUCCUAGAUGAUUUUGUAUUUUAUGAUAACCAGGAAAGAGCUUUGAAGGAAAAGAAGGCCAGAGACCUAGCUUUUUCACCAGUGGAUGCUUCAUAUUUAUGUGCUGGGGACUCUGUUAACCAAAUGUCUCAUGCUCUUGCUCAAACCCUUAGAUUGAAUGAGGAUAGAGAAGUACCAUCAAGAGAAAUGGGUUGUAGCUCAGGAACAGAUGCUUUAGCUUCACUAGCUAAUGAAUCCAUAAACCAAAAUUUCGAGUUCAUUCUAGUGUUACAAUUGGAAGACAAGCUAAAUAGCAAAGAAGUAUCGGUGGGGGAUAAUGGCAGAGAUCACCAGAAUUCAGCAUGUUGA